UUAUGUACCUUUCUGUACAUGCUGCAUCGUCUGUCAAUUUUACUUGACAGCCGGCGCCUUACGACCAUUGAUAAAUGUUUUUGUUUAUUUAUAGAAUAUAAAUAAAAAUAAUGUGAAAUUGGAAAAAAUGUCUGGAUUUGCUGAAUAUAAAAGUUUUUUCCCCAUCGACAGUAUUCAAAAAGUAUGUGACUUCUUUGAAGAGCAAUUGCGCAGUAAUAAAGAUCCAGAUUUGGCUUUGUUUUCUAUCAUAGUGGGAGCAGUGGAAAACAACUUAACUAACAUAAAAAAUAGUGACAAAGAUGUUAAUCUUGCUUCAAAUAGAUUUGUUAAAAUGAAGUUUCCUUCAGUGGAAUGGGAAGAAGUGAAAACCCUUUAUGAUCGAUUCGUUGCUCUGAUGCGGAGUGGCGUCGAUAAUAAAUUGGUAGCCGGCGAGUACGCUACACGAGAUUUAGUGAAGAGAGUAGCUGAUGUCGUUUGGAAUUCAUUGACCCGAAGUUAUUACAAGGACAGGGCCCACCUACAGUCAAUUUAUAGUUUUUUGACAGGAAAUAAGUUGGAUUGUUUUGGUGUUGCUUUUGCUGUGACUGCUGGAUGUCAGGUUUUAGGAAAACAAGACGUUCAUCUUGCAUUAUCAGAAGACCAUGCCUGGGUAGUGUUUGGAAAAGAUGGCACAAAUACAGCAGAGGUGACAUGGCACGGCAAAGGUAAUGAGGAUAAACGAGGCAGAUCUGUAGGUGAGGGAGUGCUGGCCAGGUCUUGGCUUUAUGUGGCUGGAAAGCCUGUUGUGUGUACACGAGUAAUGGAGUUAGCUGCAUUGGUCUCUUCUAUUAAUCCCACUUUGACACCAACAAUCGAUGUCCAUGAAGUGGCACAGAUGCAGCAUAAACUUCUAUGGUUGUUGUAUGAUAAGGGUCAUUUGGACGCUUAUCCAAUGGCUUUGGGUAAUCUCGGUGAUCUGGAUGAGUACAUGAAAAUUUCAAACUGUCCAGAGGAGGAUGAAAAUUCCAUGCCACAAGAGGAAGCUGGGAAUACCAAUUCUAAUACCACACCUCGACCAGAUUCAGCGGCCUUGUAUGUUCAAGCAAUAAGAUCUUCGAGAACCCAUUAUGAAGACAGGCAUGUGUAUCCUUACACCUUUCAAGGAGGCUAUUAUCACAGACAUAAGAUGUACAAAGAGGCAUUUAAUGCAUGGGCUUGUGCGGGAGACGUUAUCAGGCACUAUAACUAUUCUAGAGAUGAUGAGGAAAUAUAUAAGGAGUUUUCUGAAAUUGCAAAUGAAUUAAUACCACAGUUGAUGAAAGCUGAGAGUUCGGGACAUUCAGCAAGGUCCAUUCUCAAAGAUCCGGAAUGUUUUGCUUCCUUGUUAAGGUUUUAUGAUGGAAUCUGUAAAUGGGAGGAAGGAAGUCAGACACCCAUUUUGCACAUAGGAUGGGCAAAACCUCUAGUCAGCACCAUAUCAAAAUUUGAUGCAGAGGUAAGAGCACAAGUUAAUAUUAUCUGUAGUCCAGAUGGUAAUGAAGCCAUAGAUGCUCCGCCUAAAACAGAAAACUCUGAGGAAAAUGAUAACAAAGUGAAAGAUAAUGACAGAUGGAAUAACAAUUCCGAAAAUACAGAGAUGUCAGUCCGAGAACAACUGACAGCAGCUGUCAAUAGUCGUCCUCGUGUCACUCUCUACAGCCAUAAAAUGGCUGCUCUGAAACCGCUACUUUUGGCUGAACGCUUGAAUACCCACGCCUUACAGUUGCAAUUGACAGCUCAGAGUCAAUUGCAAAGACCACAGGCACCCGCCAAACGGCGAGAUGACGAUGAAGUCACUCCUUCAGCACCCACCGCACGAGCUAAACGCGCCCGCCGAGAACGUUAAAUUAUUUUAUACUGCUAUAUAUACAUAUAUAUCUUUGUUUUAUUUACAUGUAUUUUCUAUUAUAACUGAUAUCUUAGACUCUUAUGUAUAACUAAGAUGUCCAUUUCUCUAGAACUUACGUGGUAUGGAAAUAGGAACUACAGAAAAAAAAAUUUUGAUCCUACAUUCUAAUUUAUACGUUUAGUUUAUUUUUCCUCUUUGGAAUAUAUUAAUAAUCCUAACGAAACUCUCUUAAAACGGGUUAUAAAUAUGUAUAGCGUGCAUAGAGUACGCCGUAUUUUAUCUAAGUUUAUUUUUUUAUAAUUCCAUAGAUGUAGAAUUAUCGUCGUAGAUCUGUAGCUCGUCAAGUAAUUUAUAAUACUAUAUUAUAUUAGGGCAGUAAGGAAGACUGCAUUUUGAAAUGAACAAAAAAAUAUAUGCCAUAAUAUUUGCUUUUAUUGAUUUGUGUGAUUGAUUAUGUACGUAGUGAACCAUUAAAUUACUGCGCUACAUAUUUUUAUAAAUGAGCUGAAUACAUUAACAGUUAUAAUUUAAACAUUAACUUUAAUUGUUGAAUGUUUAUAAGUAUCCAUUUUAUACUUUAAUUGUGUUAUGAUGCAAAGCAUUGGAGUAAAACUCUUAAGUUGUUGAAACUUAAUAAAUUAUCUGUCUGAAUAGGUAUUUAAUUGAUGAAACUAUAAAUCAUUUGAGAGUAUAGUUUUUUUUUUUAUUAAGUAUUAAAUUAAGUUUAUGCCUUUUAAAAUAGAUAAUCUAUAAUUAUAUUGAUUUUUUUUUUGUCUUGAAAUAAAAAUAAGUGUAACGUAACUGUAUGUUUAAAGAAUUAAAGAAACUUACUUAUGGCUAUUGACUUAUAAAAUCAUAAUAUUUUAUACGCCCUAAGAAAGGUACAAGUUGUUGAAUUGUAAAAAAAAAAUCCUUUAAGGUAUGAAUUAUAAGAAAUAAUGGAGAUUUAAAUUGUUUCACAUUCUUAGAGAUGUUAUAUGUAACAAAGUUUUACUAAGAAUGGUUUGAAGAAAUCGUUUGAACGAUUGUUAUUUGUAUUUUGGUUUGACAUGAGUAUAAAAAAUAUAAAAUUUAACGAAAGCUAUUGCUGAGGUUUAUGAGAAAUUUUAACAUUCAAUGAUCAAAGUAAAAACUGAAGUGCCUUUGAAGUUUCAGGAAUGUUUAAUUAAUAAAAAGGCACAUCUAAACAAUUAGAUGAAUAACUUAACUAUAUUAUGUGGUUUUUUUAAAUAUUUUUUUUUUGUUACCCUCAUAAAAAACAAACAUAUUUUUAAAGGUCACCCCAGUGGUGUCCACAUUAUUUUUUAAAUAUUUUUUAAGAUUUAUAUUCUCUGUACAGUUAGUAUAGUGGAUUCAUGAAAAACUUGAAAAGAUGAUAAGUAUUAUUUUUAUAGACAUAUAAGUAGUAUUCUUAUAUAUGCCUAUAAAUGAAAUUUUUUAUCCUUGUCUGAGUAUUAGUCUCUAAAAUAUGUGUAAUUAUAAAUCUUUAAUGGUUGUACUUAUAUAGAAAUAGUUCAUGUUCUUAAAACUUUUGCCACAUUAAAAUGUUGAUCUUUGCCAACUUAUGGAUUAAUUAAAAAAAAAAUAGUAGCCAUAGACUUUAACCAUUAAUUACUUAAUCUGUGGCAAGGACUGGUGACACUGACCAAAUUUCUAGAUCUAUGAGCAAUAUAUUUUUAUCAUCUAUAAAUCUACUUACAGUGUAUGUUAAGUUUUUAUUUUAUGACAAUUGUUUUUAAAUAAUUGUGUUUGUAAGCCGAAAUAUGUAUAUGAUGCUUAAGAAAAUUUGUUUGCUCUCUGCAGAAGUAUAAAAUCUCCGUUUUGCUGAUAAGAUUUUUGUUAUUGAUGUAAUGAUACUAUUUUUAAUGUAAGAAUAUUUUUGUAUGUCGUAAUUAUGUGUUACAUUUUGCGGAAUGUUCUUGUAUAUCGAGAUUCAAUAAAAUUCAUUGUUUUUUUUUUAAAUGUAAAUGACUUAUGUGCACUGAUAUUUCUGACUUAAUUGUCUUUUCUAUUUUUUUUAUUUUUCAAAAUUUUAAUGUUAUUGCAUAUAAACAUUCUUAAGUUAAAUAUAUACAGUGGACUUGUUAACUGCUUAGUUUUUAGGACACAGUUUGUUGCAUUCAUUCAUAAAGUAAAGUGACAGAAUUUUUUUGUAAACAUAUGUUGAAUGUGUGCUAUCCUUAUAACAACAAUAGUUUACUUAUCUGUAAUGUGAUAGCAAUUGCAUUUAUAGAUUAAAAUGUAAAAUGCCUAGAAUUGUA
Messenger RNA from Danaus plexippus (monarch butterfly), 4128 nucleotides. It is a transcript of the gene Mnn1, whose product is annotated as menin. The coding region runs from base 128 to 1864 and encodes 578 amino acids. The record is from RefSeq and is a predicted model, not a curated record. NCBI's taxonomy places the organism in Eukaryota, Metazoa, Arthropoda, Insecta, Lepidoptera, Nymphalidae. Gene Ontology annotation, cellular component: nucleus; chromatin; histone methyltransferase complex. Gene Ontology annotation, molecular function: transcription cis-regulatory region binding; Y-form DNA binding; chromatin binding. The transcript is spliced from 5 exons. Gene Ontology annotation, biological process: negative regulation of cell cycle; regulation of transcription by RNA polymerase II; negative regulation of cell population proliferation.